GUUAAUUGUAAAACCCUAGCUAGGGUUUGGGCGUGUUCUUCCCGCAAUGGCAGCGUCCGACGACGAUGCGCUCCAGGUUCUCUCGGGCGAUGAUCAAGACGAUGGAGCGUAUUCCAGUGAUUUUGAGGAGGAAGAGGCAGAUUCUGGUGAGGAAGAGGCAGAUUUGGAUGAAGAAGAGGGAGAUUUUGACGAUGAAGAUGAAGAGGAUGAAGAUUCCGAUGAGGAGGACGGGGCUGCGGAUGGGAAUGUGGAGGCCAACGACUCGGCGAAUCACGAGGAAAUUCGCGAGGCGCUACUGGAUUACAUUGGAAACGGCAAUGCUGGAGCUGACGGUGAUGAAGAAUCUGAUGAUCGCGAAGCCGCCGACGAGAGCGAUUCUUCCGAAGACGAGGCUCCUCCACGGAACACUGUCGGAGAAAUUCCCUUAGAGUUUUACAAAGACGAGGAACACAUUGGCUACGAUAGAGCUGGCCGCAAGCUGAAGAAGCAAGCACGGAAGGAUCAACUGGAUUCUUUUCUCGAUCGUAGUGAUGAUCCAAAGGACUGGCAUAAAGUCUAUGACGAGUAUAACGAUGAAUAUGUCGAACUUACGAAAGAAGAGAUGGGUAUGAUCUCGAGAAUUCGCCAGGGGAAGCUACCACACGCGGAAGUUGAUGCAUAUCAGCCUUAUGUGGAUUGGUUCGACUGGGACGGAAAAGGCCAUCCAUUGUCAAAUGCUCCUGAGCCUAAACGUCGCUUUAUUCCCUCCAAAUGGGAAGCUAAAAAGGUUGUCAAACUCGUUCGUGCUUUGAGAAAAGGAUGGAUUAAAUUGGACAAACCGAAAGAGAAACCUCGAUUUUAUUUAAUGUGGGGAGAUGACCUGAAAGUUAACGAGAAAACAGCCAACGGUCUUGCCUACAUCCCAGCACCAAAGGCCAAGCUUCCAGGUCACGAAGAGUCAUACAAUCCCCCAGUCGAGUAUAUCCCAUCUGAAGAGGAAAUUAAUUCUUAUCAGCUUAUGUAUGAAGAGGAUCGACCAAAAUUUAUUCCAAAGAAGUUCGAUAGUCUUCGUCAUGUUCCUGCUUAUGCUGAGUUUAUCAAGGAAAUAUUUGAGCGUUGCUUGGAUUUAUAUCUGUGCCCCCGAACACGCAAAAAACGGUUGAAUAUCGAUCCGGAUUCCCUUCUUCCAAAACUUCCCAAACCAAAAGAUUUGCAGCCUUAUCCAACAACGUGCUUUCUAGAAUACAAAGGGCAUACGGGUGCCGUUUCGUCCAUCAGUGCGGAUCCUACUGGAGAGUGGCUAUUAUCAGGAUCGCGGGAUGGAACUGUUAGAGUCUGGGAGGUGCAAACCGGAAGGUGUAAAAAGGUUUGGGACAUGGGUGGCAGCGUGUUUUGUGUUGCCUGGAACCCGAAUCCAGCGUUACCUGUUGUCGCGAUCGCAGUGAGCAACGACGUGGUGUUACUUGAUCCAGAAGUUGGAGAUGAAGAAGUCCAAUUGAAUAUUGCCAAGCUGUUAGCUGUCCAGCCGAGUACUUCGGAACCUACGGAAAAUACUCCAUUGAUCGGCUGGAAAAGGCACGACAAGCUUCGCGGCAUCCAACUGUCUCAUCAGCAGAACGUUGUGCGGGUUUCAUGGCACAAUAAAGGCGAUUAUUUUGUCUCAGUUUCUCCAGAUGGCAACAACAGAGCUGUUUUGGUACAUCAACUAUCAAAGCAGCAAAGUCAAAACCCUUUCCGCAAGCAUCAUGGCCGUGUUGCUGAUGUGCUUUUCCAUCCAGCAAGGCCGUUUAUGUUUGUGGCAACGAAAAUGCAUGUCCGUGUAUACAACCUUGCGAAGCAGGAGCUGUCGAAGAAGCUGAUCACUGGUCUUCAGGAAAUUUCGUCGAUGGCUUUACACUCGGGAGGGGACAAUUUAAUUCUCGGAAGCAAGGGUGCAAAGCUGUGCUGGUUCGACAUGGACCUCUCAGUGAAACCUUACAAAACCAUCAAGAAUCAUAAGGAAGACAUCAAUGCGGUAGCUUUUCACAAGUCAUACCCGCUGUUUGCAUCAUGCUCAGACGAUUUGUCAACGCAUGUCUUCCACGGCAUGGUAUACUCCGAUCUCAUGCAGAACCCCUUGAUCGUUCCAUUGAAGAUCCUCCACGGCCACCAGAAAGGUGAGAGAUCCCCCUCAGGAAGCAGCAUGCUCCAGUCUUACCCCGCCACAUCUCCAGGUGUAUCGGACAUCAAGUUCCAUCCAACGCAGCCGUGGCUUUUCACGGCCGGAGCAGACUCAGUUAUAAAACUCUUCUGCAACUGAAGUGGUAGGGAAGGCAGAUCGAUCAACCCAUGAAAACCGAAAGCAACCGCCAGAGAACGAGAUCGGAUGGAGCAGAAAAAAUCGGUCAGUGUUCGUAAGUCUCGAAUGGGAGCGGCAACAGCAGCAGCAGCAGCAGACGGAGGUGGUGGUGUUUUGUUUCGCGCCGAUGAAACGAUUAAACUGGACAAGCGGGAAAAGGAUUGAGAGUGAUCAUACGCUGACAACGGCGCAGAAUCUGGGGACCACGCGGGCAGCGUUUUGACUUUGCGGGGGGGCAUUAUUGCACGUGGCCGUUUUCGUUUUCUACUGCUGCUGCUGCUGCUGCUGCUGCUGCUGUGCUACUACACUACUACAAAAACUACGAGCAACGCAACAAGACUUCGCUACAGCUCACAAGGCCUGUUUGUGUUUCGCUUUGCUUUCGACUCUUUCGUUUUCACGACCCAGUUCUCUCUCUCUCUCUCUCUCUCUUGUGUUUUUUUUAAAGAGUUUUAUUGGGGACAUGCUCUACAGGCGGCACCCCGCUUGCAAACAGACGAGCAGUUUUCUUUGCGUA
Selaginella moellendorffii is the source of this 2834-nucleotide messenger RNA. Its product is annotated as ribosome biogenesis protein BOP1 homolog. The coding region runs from base 47 to 2278 and encodes 743 amino acids. The record is from RefSeq and is a predicted model, not a curated record. Gene Ontology annotation, biological process: maturation of LSU-rRNA from tricistronic rRNA transcript (SSU-rRNA, 5.8S rRNA, LSU-rRNA); ribosome biogenesis. Gene Ontology annotation, cellular component: PeBoW complex; preribosome, large subunit precursor. The transcript is spliced from 17 exons. Lineage: Eukaryota; Viridiplantae; Streptophyta; Lycopodiopsida; Selaginellales; Selaginellaceae. Gene Ontology annotation, molecular function: protein binding; ribonucleoprotein complex binding.